UUUAUAAAAAUUUAGGGAUAUAAGGUAGGCGUGAUUUGAUAUAAAUUCUGGACCGUACCGAAUCUGCAACCAUUUCCCACACUGCCCUCAACCUACCGGUAAUUCUGACAUGAACAGGAUCAUCCUCCUUCUAGGACUGGCAAUUGCGGCCUUCGCCCAAAAUGAUUUUCUGGAGGCACAUAACCAAAUACGGAGACAAGAAAGAGGAGCUGCAAACAUGAAGAUGAUGAGUUGGAGCCCAGAAUUGGCCACUGUUGCGCAGAGGUGGGCCAAUACCUGCCGCGAGGGUCACAACCCACGGAGAAGUAGCAGUAGUUACCGGAACUUAGGAGAAAACAUUUACCGCAGAACAGAUCGAGCCUCUGCUAUUGAUGUAGUAAAGAACUGGUAUUCAGAAAAAAGGCAGUAUAAUUUCAACUAUAACCAUUGUUUUGGCGUUUGUGGUCAUUACACACAGGUUGUGUGGGCUGACUCCGACGCUCUAGGCUGCGGGGUGGCCUAUUGCAGGAACCUCUUUGGGGGCCGAGGAGGUUACAACUACGUCUGUAACUAUGGACCGGCGGGUAACUGGAAUGGUAAAAAGCCGUACAUCGCUGGACGCCAGUGCAGUCGCUGUCCCCGGGGAUAUAGGUGUCAGCACGGACUGUGUGCAAAGUCAGUCUGGAAAUAGAUUUAUCUUGGCAAUAAAUUAUACAGAAAUACACUUUCUAUGAAUAUCUUAUGUACAAAAGUUUUAUUUACACUAUAUAAUACUAAAGCGUAUUAGUGCCACAUCGUGAACUUUUUUAUUUUAAAUUCCAACUUUUAAUCUUUGGAUUUCCAACUUUAAUCUUUGAAUUUUCAACUUUAAUCUUCUUUUGAUAUGUUAUAAAUUUUUCAAUUUCAGACAAAUGACUUUAAAUAAUAGAUCUUUAUCAACGUCAUAUUGAUAAAGACACGAUAGAAAUAUACAAAUUGCAAGGUUUUGUUUUGAUGUUAAUUGUCUCUUCGUGAGCUUCUUUCUAAUACUACAUUUGAUUAACGGCACCCUCUUGUUUUACAUAUUAGGAUAGCGUUUAUUUGAGUCAAAAUUAUUUCGAUAUUUGGUAUUCAAUACUUUA
Magallana angulata is the source of this 1100-nucleotide messenger RNA. Its product is annotated as GLIPR1-like protein 1. The transcript has 6 exons. The record is from RefSeq and is a predicted model, not a curated record. Gene Ontology annotation, cellular component: extracellular region. NCBI's taxonomy places the organism in Eukaryota, Metazoa, Mollusca, Bivalvia, Ostreida, Ostreidae. Bases 110 to 670 code for a protein of 186 amino acids.